Molecule: messenger RNA, 1372 nt
Organism: Elaeis guineensis (African oil palm)
Lineage: Eukaryota; Viridiplantae; Streptophyta; Magnoliopsida; Arecales; Arecaceae
Product: retrovirus-related Pol polyprotein from transposon TNT 1-94
Biological process (GO): DNA integration
Molecular function (GO): nucleic acid binding; nutrient reservoir activity
Source: RefSeq, a predicted model, not a curated record
CAAGCUAUCAGUUAGGGAGCUAAACAGGAUGAGGUUGGAGAAUGCAAGUCGAAACAAAUUAGAUUCAAAUGAGGCCCAACUCUCAUGCUUGAGCUCGAGCCGAACUCUUGAUCUCUUAUCCACAAGUUUGGUUUCUGAAAACCAAGGUUGAGGGACAUUUGAAAGAACCCAGGAAGCUAUGGCUGUAGACUUAUCUCCCAAGCUAAGCAAGAAGAUCUCUGAGGUAGAUGGUGGAUUUUAUGCUGCUUGGUCGGGUGCAGAUCAACCCGCCCUUAUCGAUUCAAAGGUUGGAGCUGGCAUCCUCGUUUUGAAGCCACUUGGUUUUGCACUCCCUCACUACGCAGAUUCACCGAAAUCCGGCUAUGUCCUUCAAGGUAGAGCAUUAGUUGGAUUAGUAUUGUCAGGAGAUCCUAAAGAAAGGGUACUGCUGUUGAAGAAAGGAGACGUUAUAGCACUACCCUUAGGAAAUCUCACAUGGUGGUACAACGAUGGGGACACUGAUUUCUCUAUUGUGUUCUUGGGCGACACUUCGAACGCCGUCCACCCCGGCGACAUCGCCUACUUCUUUUUAGCAGGAAGCCUGAGCAUCUUCAAUGGCUUUUCAAUGGAAGUCCUGAAAAAGGCUUGGGGAGUAGGGGAAGAAAAAGCCAGAAAGCUACUUAAGAGCCAACCUGGGGUUUUACUCAUCAAACUUAAAGAAAGGCUGCAUGGCAUUAAGCCUUCUGAAGCUGAUGCUGAAGGGAUAGUACUAAAUAUCAACCAUGCACAUUUAGGCACCAGGCUAGAGAAAGGUGGCUAUGCUAUUGCAAUGAGAAGUGUUAAUUUACCCAUGCUAGGAGAAGUUAGGUUCUCGAUCAAUUUUACGAAUCUCGAACCCAAUGCCAUGCGCAUGCCGGGAUUCUUUUUCGAAGGAGCUGCUCAACUAAUAUAUGUGAUCAAAGGGAGUGCACAUGUUGAGAUUUCAGGCACUGAUGGUAAAGGUGUCUUAGAGACAGAGGUGAAGGAAGGGUACCUGUUUUUGGUGCCAAAGUUCUUCGCAGCAACGAUGAUUGCAGGUGAUGAAGGGAUGGAAUGGUUUUCAAUCAUCACAAGUCAGAAGCCUGAAUUCCGUCAGCUGACAGGGGCGACAUCACUUCUGAACACAUUAGCACCACAGGUCCUGGAAACUGCUUUCAAUGUGACUCCGGAUCUUGUGAAGCUUCUGGGGCCAAAGGAGAGCACAUAAGCUAUUGUUUUACCUCCAUAGCCUAAGAACAUCUUUCCGUUGUUAUUCUCGCACUAGUUAUGUAUCCUAGAUUGUAUCCCGUUUUUCUGUACUACAAUAAAAUUAUUCACCAGUAAUUCAAGAAAGCUUCAUGGAUUAUGUAUUAAG